Triticum dicoccoides is the source of this 1510-nucleotide messenger RNA. RefSeq lists its product as uncharacterized. The transcript is spliced from 3 exons. The record is from RefSeq and is a predicted model, not a curated record. NCBI's taxonomy places the organism in Eukaryota, Viridiplantae, Streptophyta, Magnoliopsida, Poales, Poaceae. Bases 4 to 1479 code for a protein of 491 amino acids.
CAAAUGCGCGCACAGAUGGAAACCUACGCCGACCUCGGCCCCGACGGCGGCAACCCUGCUCCGGCGAAGCCGGCCAUGGAGGAACCACGCGCCGCCACCGAGGUCGUUGCGGACCCCUACCUCGCCGGCACCGACGCGCUCCCCGCCCCCCACCCGGGUACUGCCGCCGGCGCGAGGAAGCGGAAGGCCCCGGCUAUGGCGAUGGGGAAGGCUGCCAGGAAGCCUCGCAAGCCGCAGGUUGAAGAACCGAUUCAGAUGCCUGUGUACUAUGGACUUAGAAAAGAGUUUCUCAGCGUGGAGGGCAAUGAUUUAGUUGAGGAUUGCUCAGACCUUUUUGCAGAGAACAAAUGUGCGCGUGUCAUCGGCGAGCUACAGCUGCAGCCACAGUCCAUGUCACUGGUGGAUCUGCAGCUCUGGGUCUUCAAGCUGUUCCGGCUCCAUCCAGAAACACAAGAUAUUGAUAUUAAGGGAUUCUUCAAACAACACAAAAGGGACCUCACUGACGACGAGUCCUCCGAACCAGACUGUUCUUUGGAGUACUACCCGUGGGACAUACAUUAUUUUAGGACUGACAAAUGCUGGAGUUCCUUUGCCAAUAAAUUGAAGAGAAAAAGGAAUGUGACACAGAGGUUCAUGUUGUAUGUGCAAUCUUCUGAGGUCAAGCACUACCACAUUUUGCUCAAAGCUGUAAAUGGCGAUUAUUCUCAACUGGCGACGGUUGUGUUGCCCGGGACGAAAAGCCUGACGGGUCGCUUCGGCUUUGGUGCCUUUGUGGAAGACCCAACAAUGACAGCUGAGGAAAUUGCAGAUUAUCUCACUCGUCACUAUGGCGAGCGGAUUAGUCCUGUUGAGGCGUGGAGAGCAAAACAGUUUGCUCUGGAGAGUAAAUUUGGAACCUUCUAUGAUUCACACAACUUUGCCCCGAGGUUACUUAAGGAAAUAGCACGUAAAAACCCUGGUACUUUUGUUGACAUCAAGGAUGCAGAGGUUGCAGGGUGUGAAGAUUUUCGAGUCCUGCAGCGUAUGUUUUGGGCAUUUGGACAGUGCUUACAGGCCUUCCAUACCUGUCGCCCUGUGCUAUGCAUCAAGGGCACACCACUAUGUGGGAAAUAUCAAGGGAUGCUGUUGACUGCUGUAGCAUUAGAUGCUAAUGAUUUCUCCAUUCCAGUAGCAUGUGCUGUUGUCGAGGAUGAGACCAAGGAAAGCUGGCUGUGGUUUCUUAGGAAUUUGGAGCGAGCAGUGGUGCAUCAGUCUGAUGUGUGCAUCAUACACGACUACAAAAAGGAGUUGAUUGAUGCUGUGGAGGACCUUCUGAAUUCCCGUGAACGACAGUGGCGUAAAGCAGAAAGCCGAUGGUGCAUGGAAGACCUUGCUGAAAACUUCUUUGCGUAUUUUGGCGAGAAGAAGCUGGUGAUGAUGUUCAAGAAACUUUGCCAGCAGAAGCGACGCCAUAAGUUCGGUAAAUCUGGAAGGAGCUAGAUGAGCUGACAUCCACAUAUAUGGCUGAGAA